Messenger RNA from Hyaloscypha bicolor E, 1569 nucleotides. Its product is annotated as putative chromatin structure-remodeling complex subunit rsc7. NCBI's taxonomy places the organism in Eukaryota, Fungi, Ascomycota, Leotiomycetes, Helotiales, Hyaloscyphaceae. Gene Ontology annotation, molecular function: chromatin DNA binding. The coding region runs from base 1 to 1569 and encodes 522 amino acids. The transcript has 3 exons. Gene Ontology annotation, cellular component: nucleus. The record is from RefSeq and is a predicted model, not a curated record.
AUGGGUAGGCGACCAGGUAGAGCUGCGGCCAAGAAUGCUGCUGCUGCUUUGAAAAACACCCCGCAAAACUACGAUGAUGCCGAAGACGAGCAAAUGCAGGAUGUGGGAACCUCCGAAGCUGGAAGUCCCCCCGAGAUUGAGGAAGAUAAUGGAGAAGAGGAAGAAGAGGAAGAAGAAGGCACCCCAGCCGUUGAAUCCGAACCUGCAUCAGCACCAACUACUCCAGUCCCAGAACCUGUCGUUCGCAAGAAGAGAUUAGGCAGACCGCCGAAGAAUAGGCCAGCAGAUUGGGACACCCAAGAUGGAGAUAAUAAUAAUUCCGAGGCAGGCACGCCAGCAAAGCGAGGCAGGGGAAGAGGUAGUGGAUUUGGGCGAGGCGGAGGACGCUGGGCACGACGCGGAGGACCCUCGCAUGUUACACAACAACCCGUCGACAAGGAAGGGAACAUGAUGGACGUAAUUGAUGAUGAGGUUGAGCUGCCAGAGGACGCGGAAGGCGAGACCAAGGUCGACAAGAUGGGUCACCUGCAAGGCGGACGAGAUUAUCGGUGCAGAACAUUUACGGUCUACGGCAGGGGCUCACGACUCUACAUGUUGUCUACGGAGCCUGCAAGGUGUGUAGGAUUCCGAGACAGUUAUCUCUUCUUCACCAAGCACAAGCGCCUAUUCAAGAUCAUCAUCGACGACAACGAGAAGCGCGACAUGAUCGAGCGCGAGCUCAUCCCGCACUCUUACAAGGGCCGUGCUAUUGGUAUCGUUACCGCGAGAUCAGUCUUCCGCGAAUUCGGUGCUCAGAUCAUAGUCGGAGGAAAGAGAAUUAUCGAUGAUUACGAGGUCACGAAGGCGCGAGAGGAUGGAGUUGUCGAGGGCGAGAUUGCGGAUCCCAAUGAUAUCAUCAAGCCUGGCGAGGAGUACAACAAGAAUCAAUAUGUUGCUUGGCAUGGUGCGAGUUCUGUCUACCACACAGGCGCGCCAACGGUUCCAUUGCAGGCCGGGAAGAUUCCGGAUGGCAAGAAGAGAAAAGUCAUGAUCAAUGAUGUCAAUUGGCAGUUGGAGCACGCUCGAGAGGCAAGUCGAUUCAAUGCUGCUCUCGGCGCUCUACGUCGUGCGAACCUCAAUGGCAUCUACGAUAUACACACCAACGUCAUGCAUUACCCGAAGACAAUGCAACCAACACAUGCCCGUUGGGAGCAAAUCGAUGACAAUGAGGUCGAAGCCAAGUCACGUCUCGCGAGUGGCCACACAGAAGAUCACGAAGAUGGCGAAGAGAAGAGCAUGUUCACUCCCGUGAAGCCUAUCUAUUCCAAGAACUUCUUGGUCGUGGAUACAGUCUAUGAAUCUGCCCCAGCGGUCGGUCUCGGUGUUCCUGGCCCUGACGGUGAUACUUACGACUUGGGCUUUAAUGGCCUGUCAAGUGUUUCUGAUGAUAUCAAGGAUGAGCUUCCUCCGGAAUGUCGCAAAGCUUUCGAGGAAGCUUUGGAGAAGGAGUUGCAGUGGAAGAGCAAAUGGGGAACCGAGACUCAAUUUGGGCACCGAAGGGCACCAAAGAUCGAUAAGGGAAUGGUUUGA